CGGGAGAAGGAGGGCGGGCAGGGAAGAGCAGAACACUCCUGCUGGAAAUCGCUGGAGCAUGCAGCUCAGGUCGCAGGAAGACGGAAAAAUGAGCUCGGCACAAUGUCUGCACUGGUUGCUAUUUUCAAUCAGCUUGCUUUUGUACAUUUCCUUAAGUGCCUCUUCCACAACCGUUCCAAGUCCGUCGGUCCAUAACAGUGACCAAAAAUAUGCUGGCGCAGCAGGGAACAGCAAUGCCAUCACAGAAAGCUUGGCUCAGGGUAGCACUGUCACCAGCUCAAUACAGCCCGAUACCAUCACUACAGAGUCUCCAAGCUUUUCCCAGAACAGCAUCUUCACCACGAUUAUUUCUCCAAGCUCCACCCAGGAUAACUCCACUGACAUAGCAACAACAAACUCUACUGACAUGGCGACAACAAACUCUACUGACAUGCCGACAACAAACUCUACUGACAUGCCGACAACAAACUCUACUGACAUGCCGACAACAAACUCUACCGACAUGGCGACAACACCACUGCCAGUGACAACAGAUGUGACCCCAACCAUUAAGCUGACUACAACAGAGAAUUCCCCAACAAGUCCGACCCAGUUUACCCCGUUCAUCUCCUCAACAUCGGUACCACCCAGCCAAAGCGCCCAGACCACUGUCACGCACAUGAGCACAUCAGGCCCAACAGAGACCGUAAACACCACUUCAAGUUUCAAAGAACCGCCGCUGGGACUCAGCCGUUCCGAAGCAGCCUUAACCAUUUUCUGUGGCUUGAUGCUCGGGCUGACCGUCCUCGCCAUAACCGGGUACAGCCUUCACCGAUGCAAGCAGAAGAGCUCACAGUACAUACACCAGCCUCUCUACAACAGCUCUGAGGACACAGGGGACAGGUCCGUACCGGAUGACACCUUGGUGAUAUCGGGGGGACUCUACGAUGGACCUGAGAUUUUUAACUCCUCGCUGGCCGCGGACGAAGACAUGGGAUUCCACUCGGACCCCCCGCCGUUCGCCCCCCAGCCCGCCCAGUUCAGGCUGGAGUUCCUGUCCGAGGCCCAGCCCAAGCCCCCGCCCAAGCCCCCAGGCUCCGGAGGCUCCAGCCUCCAGACCUUCCAGCCCUUCGAUGCCAAUGACUAAACUGCAAUGAUGUACGCAUGGCUGCGCACACCAUCGCUUCAUCUAGAGACAUUGCUUAAGAUUCAGUCAAAUCGUCGUAACAUUUCUAAGCCAUUGCACUCUUCGAUCGCUUGGCAGUUGUAUGAUUACAGCAUUAUAAAUGAUGAUAUCCCUCAUCUAAAAUUGAAAUGCUAAUCUUGUAGGACCAAGUCUAGACAAUCAUUUUUCACAUUAGCUUUUUAGGUUUUUGUAUUUAUCAUGACUGGAUGUUGACCUUUGGACAGUCAAAUAUCCCUUGGUGGAACAAAAUGCUUUAUUAAUGCUACAAGAACUGCAUCUGGGUGCCCACUGCUUUACUGAGUAUUAUGUAUUAUUAGUAUUAUUUCCAGCUACAAAGAAAUGCAUAAGGGAAAUGGGUUUCAUAAUCAUGUUUCAGAAAUAGAUGGCUAAAUAUGCCAUAGUCGAGGAAGGAAGCUAACUGCAUAUGCUUCCCCAUUUAACCAUCACCAAACAGAUAACCACCAGUAGUCUUCCCUCCAAGCUUAAAUCGAAUUGCUGAAUAUUAGUAAUGGAGGCAGGUCACCCAAUAAAACCGCCUCCAUACAGUUCCUGCUACAAUGUCUGUGCUACAGUUACAAAGCAUAGCAAAUAUAUCUAACCCUUUUGCCAAAGUUCUACCUUAAAAAUAAACAGAAAGAUAUAAUUUGUGGGAGAAAACAUCAGCGUUUUCACUGAUGAACACAGUAUGAAACCCAGAAAAAACACUCAAACUUGCAGUUUAAAUAGAACGGAACCCAGAUGCUGAGUAUUUGUUUUUAACAAAGAAAAUGGCAAUUAUAUACAUAGUAUCUCCUGGGGUUUUGUUCAUUGUUAAUUCUGAAUAGUUCUUAACAGUAAUCACACCCUGGCAACAGUACUAUAAUGCUGCACCACCAUUGUGAGAUUUAUAUAAAUGAUUCAAAUACUCGAACAAGAAAAGGAUCUCUGCACAGGAAACAGGAUACUUGUCUUUCAAGUUUGCUGUACCCACAGAUGCUUCCUAGAUCAGUUUUCUUGUCAAGGGCAAAAGUCUAAACCUUCUCAUGGUAUCUACUUUCAUUGUCAGAAUUAGUUACGUUGUCUAUUAGUUUAUUUACUGUAACAGGGACCUUGAACAACAUUGUAGUUAGCCAAGUAGCAUAACAAUUGGGCAAAACCAAUGACACUCCAUGCUACCAUGUGAACAGAAGUAAACGCUUUGCCAACUCAA
Conger conger (European conger) is the source of this 2354-nucleotide messenger RNA. Its product is annotated as sialomucin core protein 24-like. The transcript is spliced from 4 exons. The record is from RefSeq and is a predicted model, not a curated record. NCBI's taxonomy places the organism in Eukaryota, Metazoa, Chordata, Actinopteri, Anguilliformes, Congridae. The coding region runs from base 59 to 1126 and encodes 355 amino acids.